Anguilla anguilla (European eel) is the source of this 3419-nucleotide messenger RNA. It is a transcript of the gene hoxb5b, whose product is annotated as homeobox B5b. NCBI's taxonomy places the organism in Eukaryota, Metazoa, Chordata, Actinopteri, Anguilliformes, Anguillidae. The coding region runs from base 131 to 958 and encodes 275 amino acids. The record is from RefSeq and is a predicted model, not a curated record. Gene Ontology annotation, biological process: anterior/posterior pattern specification; regulation of transcription by RNA polymerase II. Gene Ontology annotation, molecular function: RNA polymerase II cis-regulatory region sequence-specific DNA binding; DNA-binding transcription factor activity, RNA polymerase II-specific. Gene Ontology annotation, cellular component: nucleus. The transcript has 2 exons.
CAUAUUUGGCCGCAUACAUAGCAAAAACGAAGUACAGUGCAUUGCUAUAAUUCAUUAAUACAUCAUAAAUCGUGAAGCUCGGCGUUAUAACGACUAAGAUCUACAAAUCAAGCCCUCUAAAACAACCUAAAUGAGCUCUUACUUUGUAAACUCGUUCUCAGGGCGCUACCCAAAUGGCCCCGACUAUCAGUUACUAAAUUAUGGAAGUAACGGCAGCGCUAUGAACGGCUCGUACAGGGACUCCGCCACCAUGCACUCGGGCUCUUACGGCUACAACUACAAUGGUAUGGACCUCAGCGUCAAUCGUUCAACAACCAGCAGCCACUUUGGGGCUGUUGGGGAUGGCUCCCGGGGUUUCCAGUCUCCGGCCCCGGAGACUCGGUUCAGACAGCCUUCUAGUUGUUCGCUCUCAUCUCCCGAGUCCCUGCCCUGCGCAAACAGCGAGAAACUGGGACCCAAAAGCUCUUCUCCCCCUUCUGACCAGAGCACUACCACUGCCAGCAAUAACCACACCAACAACAACAGCACACAUUUCACAGAAUUAGACGAGACCAGCGCUUCUUCUGAGACGGAGGAAGGCACCCACAGAAGCAACAACACCCAUCCGCGGACACAGCAACAAGAAUCUACCGCAAGCUCCACAACAGCAUCGACCGAUGGGCAAGCGCCACAAAUAUUCCCUUGGAUGCGGAAGCUACAUAUUAACCAUGAUAUGACUGGACCAGACGGGAAAAGGGCCCGAACUGCGUACACCCGCUACCAGACACUAGAGCUGGAAAAAGAAUUCCAUUUCAAUAGAUAUCUAACCCGAAGGAGGAGAAUAGAGAUAGCCCAUGCGCUGUGUCUCUCGGAACGGCAAAUUAAGAUCUGGUUCCAGAAUCGGAGGAUGAAAUGGAAGAAGGACAAUAAGCUGAAAAGUAUGAGUCUUGCUACUGCAGGUAGCGCUUUCCAGCCCUGAUUUCACCCAAGUAAGGAUGUGGGGAGAAAUAAACAUGAGUAAAAACAAAACACUAUUCCUGAGUACUGUACAGCGCGGCACCUUUCUGCAUGUUGUUGGUGUUUUAGACAAUUUAAAACUCUUCUGUGGUACUGCUAACACACAACUUGUGUUUAUUUGUUGUCGUUGUUUUUAUUAGCUACUAUGAUAAAUAUCAUUUGAAAAAAAGAAAUGAAAAAAAAAAAACUCAUAAACGCUCUCAGAUGCCCGUUGUUAUUGUUAUAUCGUUUGUGUAAAGUGCUGUACUGAAGCUUUCUUGAAAGUUAGCAUGUUUCAAGUGAGCUCGUAAAUGUUAUAACUUAUUUACAAUCUAUAACAACUGUACAGUUUUAAGUUUACGGUCUAGAGGCUCCUUUGCCAUGUAACGAAAUAAAUCAAGCUUCACUUGUGGCUGAUGCACUGCUCUUGCAGGAGCCUCAGUGUGUCACACAUUCUGGUUAUUUUAUGCUAUAUUCCUCUGAAGCCUUUUCAUUUGACACUGUCAUGUGUUCAGAUCGUUCAUUUAUUUUUUUGAAAAAAGAAAAGAAAUGCAAAGAAAAUCAACACUAGCUUCCUUGUGUCCGUCCAUGCGUGUGUAUAAUUCUAUUCAAAUGGCAAGUGUAUAUUAUUGGAUCAUUUUUAUGUUCCAGAUAGGAUGUAUAUAUUUGACAUUUUUUAAUGUGACCGAAAGGCUAUGUGUAGUGGGCAGAGUUAAUGAUGAACGUUCUGUGGAGGAAAAUGGCAACUUGUCACGUCGGACUGCCUGUAAGCAUUUUGCCAAUAAUCUCUUUGUAUUUUUUGUAGCUUAUCUUGGACGAAUAAUAAUAACAAUAAUAAUAAUAAUAAUAAUAAUAAUAAUAAUAAUAAUAAUAAUAAUAAUAAAGUUUGUCUUAGACUGUGUUGCAAAACAGAAAUUGUAUUUAUCUGCCCUCUGGUCUUUUACUGUCAUAACCCCAUGUAGGCUUCCCACAGAACCGCAAUAAUAGCACGGUGAAUGCAAGUAUUUGACCUAGGCUAUAUGAUAAAUAAUGUUAAAUAUAGGCUGCAUUUUGAUGUCAAGUAACAGGCCUUUUUCAACGUGUUAAACUGUAGCAUAUAGCGGCGAGUUCAAAUACCGACAAAUCACACACUUACACAAAAUGAAACAUUACUUCAUAAAAUGAAUUACAAAUGCGAUAUUUACCACGAUUUAGUGCACACUGUUAACCCUCAAAUGUAUUCUAAUAAGUUCGGUCUCUUAUGAUAGAAAGGUUAUACCCUGAAAUGUGCAACUUCACGGAAAAGCGUCUAUAAAUCGUUAAUAGAACCGCACGCUGAUAAACAAGCAGGUCAUGCACACGGUUUACUAUUUUUCAAUUCUUGGUAGCCUAUAUAAGCAACCAUCUGUGGCGAAUGUGUUAUUUCUUGAAAUGCCUCUUAUAUUAUUUAGUAUAUCCAUUAUUUUUAAUAAACAAACUUUGAACUUGUAAACUUACCAAUUAAUCCCCCUUGUAAUGAUACUUCACAGGUUACUUUUGAAAAGCUGAGGAGCGGUUCUGCCAAGUAGGCUAACUGUGGCACUGCCUUGCGUUGCUUUGGUUUAAAAUUUGCUUUGCCAAACUAUACCAAAAGUAGCUAUGACAUUUACAUGUCAAAUGGAUGAGGUUUUUAUCUCGAAGUUCGAUCGUAAAAAUCGCCCAGGCCAUUGUGAGAUACCCCUCACUGGCUCUCAAAAGUCACGUGGGGUCCAUAAAGUUAGUUUUAUGGUUUUGGGGAGUUGACAAUGUACUAUAUAUUUCACAUUCUAGAAUGUAAGUGACGGUUUAACUGCUUCGAAGGGAUUUUAAAGGGUCAGUGACGACUGAACACAUUGCAGAGCCAGUCCCAGGCCUUUUGUCUUUCUAUGGGUACUUUCACUGUCUGCUCCUCUUUUUUACCGGUCCGAAUUAUUCGAACGUGGAAACCCGUAUAGGUCCAGGAACCUUUUCAACUCAAAGUAAGUUCAGCCACUCUACUGUCUAAACUGACUUGUGACUGCAUUUAUGCAAAAGGGAGGGUCUUCAGUUGUGGUGUCAUUAUCGAUAACCAGUUUGACUCUGAUAGUUCCGAGUUCAUUGCAAUGAUGGUCAGUCCUUCGACUUCUGAACAUUUUACAAUGAGCAAUAGUGUCAUAUAGUGUAAAGACCCUGGUAUAAAGGCCUGUAUGUUGUAUGUAUGUAUGUAUGUAUAAAUGCCGGCAAAUGGGCAAAGUAUGUACUUUGUGUAUGCAUAAUCAUCAUCCAGUGUAAGAUAAGAUAAAUGUUAAUAUGUGUGUAUGUGUGUGUCUGUGUGUCUUUUAAAACAAGUUUCUGUAAAUAUGUAUAUCAAGUAAAAAACCUAGGGUGGGGUUAGCCAUUUAUCUUUUAUUGGUAUUCAGUAAUUGUGUGUUUGCAGGUUUGUAAUUAAAUGAAAUCAGUUGCUUCAA